GUGCUCGUAAAUAACUAGACCAUUCACCAUGCAAAGUAGCAGCUACUUCCUUCAUCUCUUCGUCGCCGUGGCUCUCGCUGGCGCCGCCACCAUGCACGUCUCUGCCCCGGUGGCGUUGCCGCUGGGGUCGCUCCGCCUCGAAGGGCGCCUGAGCUUCGACGAGUCCGACUUGUCCUCCGCCUCGCGGGACUUCGGUAACCGGGGCCGCCUGCUCCCCGCGGUGGUGGUGCGCCCCGCGUCGGCCGCCGACGUGGCCGCAACCGUGCGGCACGUGUUCCGGCAAGGCGGAGGGCGGUCCGGGACGCUAACCGUGGCGGCGCGCGGCCACGGGCACUCGCUGCACGGCCAGGCGCAGGCAGCCGGCGGCGUCGUCCUGAGCAUGGAGUCGCUCGCCGCCGGCGGCGGGAUGACGCCGGCGGUGGUGUGGCCCGGGGCCGAGGCGUACGUGGAUGCUUCUGGCGGAGCGCUGUGGAUUGACGUGCUGCGGGAGAGCUUGAAGCAGGGGAUGGCGCCCAAGUCGUGGACGGACUACCUCCACCUCACCGUCGGCGGAACGCUGUCGAACGCUGGCGUCAGCGGCCAGGCCUUCCGGCACGGCCCCCAGAUCAGCAACGUCCUCCAGCUCGAGGUCGUCACAGGCCAAGGCGAGGUGAUGAACUGCUCCGACAAAGAGAAUGCAGAUCUAUUCCAUGCUGUUCUUGGCGGUCUCGGCCAGUUUGGAAUCAUCACCAGAGCUCGGAUCGCACUCGAGCCAGCACCGAAGAUGGUGAAGUGGACAAGAGUUCUGUACUCUGAUUUCAGAAGCUUCAUGGAGGACCAGGAGAUGCUGACGUCGUCGAUGGAGAGCUUCGACUACGUCGAGGGGUUCGUGAUAAUAAACAGAACAGGAAUUCUCAACAGCUGGAGAUCAUCAUUCGACCCACAAGAUCCUGUUCGAGCCAGCAAAUUUGAUUCAGGUGGCAGGGUUUUGUUUUGCCUUGAGAUGGCCACGAACUUCAACCGAGAGGAAGUUGAAUCCAAGAACAAGCAAGUUGAGAGACUCUUGUCUAAGUUGAGGUACAUUCCGUCGACACUCUUCCAAUCGGAGGUCUCCUACUUGGAGUUCUUGGAUCGAGUUCAUGUCUCCGAGCUGAAGCUGCGGUCGGUAGGCUUGUGGGAGAUCCCCCAUCCAUGGCUUAACCUCUUCGUGCCAAGAAGCAGAAUCCAUGAUUUUGCCAGGGAAGUUUUUGGCAAAAUUCUCAAAGACAACAGCAAUGGCCCCAUUCUGCUCUACCCACUCAACAGAAUAAAGUGGGACAACAGAACAUCUGCAGUGAUUCCGGAUGAAGAAAUCUUCUACUUGGUGGCAUUUCUGUCUUCUGCUCCAUCUCAAAGCAGCUUGGAACAAGCCCUGAAGCUGAACAAUGAGGUGUUGGAAUUCUGUAACAGGGCAGGAAUCAGAAUGAAGCAAUACUUGCCACACUACACCACGCAAGAGGAGUGGAGAGCCCACUUUGGAGACCAAUGGGACAGGUUUUCUCAGAGGAAGGAGAUUUAUGACCCUUUGAACAUUCUUGCACCAGGACAGAGAAUUUUUCACAAGGCAGGCGCUCGGUUUUCGUCAUCCACAUGGCAGUAAGAUUUUUGUGCAGGAGAACUGCUCAAGAAUAGUGAAUCCAUAUACAAAGUCAGCAACAAGAGAAAGAAAAAGGAAAAAAAAAUUAUGAAAAAUGAGGAAAUUGACUAAUGAGGGUAGACUAAUGGACCUUGAUGAUAUUAGAUGACAGAAAAUGACGCUUUUACAAAGAAAAAAACAUCAUGUGAAGCAUGAGUUUGCUAGAAAAGAAUAAUUAAGAGAUCAUGUUUUGCAAAGGCAAAAGGAAAAAUGAUGUAUAUUUUUUUUAUAGAGAAAAUAGAUUGAGAAAAAUUAUAUAGUU
Molecule: messenger RNA, 1916 nt
Organism: Zingiber officinale
Lineage: Eukaryota; Viridiplantae; Streptophyta; Magnoliopsida; Zingiberales; Zingiberaceae
Product: cytokinin dehydrogenase 4-like
Exons: 5
Coding region: 29-1618 (529 amino acids)
Biological process (GO): cytokinin metabolic process
Molecular function (GO): cytokinin dehydrogenase activity; FAD binding
Source: RefSeq, a predicted model, not a curated record